UGAAAUUUCUCGAUGUUUACUAUAACGAUGUUGAGGCAUGGCUCGAAUUGGCAUCACUAUACCUGAGUCAGCAUUUGUAUCAACAAGCCGCAUUCUGCCUGGAAGAAUUAAUUCUGCUUCAGCCGCAGAAUCACUUUUACCAUUUGAAGUAUGCUGAAGUGUUAUACACGAGUGACAAUAUCCCAUUGGCAUUGAAGGAAUAUUGUAGGGUCAUUGAGUUGUGUGAUGAUUAUGUGAGAGCAUUAUAUGGAAUUAAACUGUGCACACAUAAAUUGCGUAAUCCAUCAUCACCCGCAUCCUCUUCAAAGAUAACGGGAAACACUGAUUCCCAUACGUUAUCCGUUCUCAACGAAUUAGCAACCGAAAGAUUGCUUCACGUUUACAGUCAUAAAAAAUGCGCAAAGGAUAUAAAAGAUAUCAUUCGAGAAUGGUUGCAGGAUUCCUAA
This is a messenger RNA of Paraglomus brasilianum, 446 nucleotides long. The record is from the annotation of a GenBank genome assembly. Lineage: Eukaryota; Fungi; Glomeromycota; Glomeromycetes; Paraglomerales; Paraglomeraceae.